AUGAAGAAGAGAACUAAUUGCUACGAUUCUCCGGUGUUCUCUGAUGAAAAUCAAGAUGAAGGACGUUCAUCUGACGCCGGAGGCUGUCGUCAGACGUUGGAAAAGCGAGAAGGGCGGGCCGAACCCACUUGCAGCGACUUUCGCAGGCUGAGCAGCGUCGUUGUCAUUGGAGCGCACUCUCCGCCGCGGCUGUUGCAAUACUUUUUCUCUUCGUUGCCUCCGGCCUUUUAUUUUAAUAUAACGACGGCCAAGUUUCGUAUGCGGUCGGAUGCUGCGCAAACUGCGCCGCUACAGCGCUAGCACGGCCUUUCACGCCAAAAGAGGAAAAGUUUGUGCUUUUUGCGGCCUCCCUGAUCGCCUUGUUUAUUUUUUUAUCUGCACAUUACGGAGGAAGUCGGCGAGGUUUGGACUUUAUUCGAUCAGAAGUUUUUUAUAUAUGGAAGUUUGUGCACGAAAAUUAGUUAGGUUUUGUUUGAAAAUGAGUUACUCACGAAAGUCGAAAAUCAAAAAGCUUUUUGAAUUUCGAGUAAAUUUUCUGCUAUUUUGAUUGCAUAUAAUUUGAAAUGAUUUUUAAUUAUUAACUUUUGAGCAAGAUUCAAAUCAAUUUUUAUGACAAUUUCUCGUGUUUCCAUCAAAGAAAAAAAUAAUUUUUAAAUUUAUCAUUUUAGAUAGUUAUUUCAAUACUUUUCGAUUUUCAUAAUUUUUUUUUACUUUCUCAUUCUAAGUUUCUAGGAUGAACAGGAGCGGUUCCUUCAAGUCGACGAUUCGGAGCCUUUUUUGCCUGUAUGUCACAUUUUUCCUAAGUCAUAAUUCAAGCCUUUUCAGAUUAUCGGGAAAGACUUUGUAGCCGCUGUUUUGGUCGUUUGUGCGACGCGACCAGAAGCUCUACGCAAUCACCUGACUCAGCUCCUUGCGUUAGUCACUCUGAAAAUAGUACUCUAAGUUCGUUACCUAAAUGAGUUUAGAAAACGGCCUUCUGCGUCGCAAUUCCCCGUGGUGAUCAGCCAAGAUGGAGAAACUCAUUCAGUUCACCAAGUGGCCAGCAAAUUCAUCAGUUCCUUCAAAAACGUUACUUUUAUGAGGGUCGGUUCCUUUUUGAGUAAUUACCCUAAUUGUUCUUUGCAGCAUAAACAAGAAAAAAUAUUGAAAGCAAAAAAACGGAACAACUAUGCGGCUAUUGCAAAGCACUACAAGUGGGCUCUGGAUAGGAUGUUCAAGAAAUUUGGAUUUAAUUAUGUUAUAAUUACCGAAGGUUCGUGAAUUCUGAUUAAAGUGAUUGAUCAUUUGUUGUUGAAGAGACUGUGAGGUACGAACAAGGUCGAAAAAUGUCGCAAAUCUACCUUUUAAGAUCAUUAAAAGAUGAUUUUGCUUUGAAAGCUCUAUGAGCUUGUGCAAUUGUUUCAUUUUAGAACAAUCCUUUCAAAUUGAUUCAAACUUAUUCUCUGUUGUUUUUCAAUCUACUACUUUCCUAUUUUCAGACGAUCUUGACAUUGGAAACGAUUUCUUCUCAUACUUUGAAUGGGCAAAGCGGGUUCUUCAGACAGAUCCAACUUUAUGGUCAGUUGUUUUAUGAAUCUGUGUUGUAUGAUCUUGAAGAAACACCAAUUUUACUCUAAGUUUUCGGAAUUAAGGUGCGCUUCGGCUUGGAACGACAACGGGUUGCCAAAAUUGAUCGAUGAAAAUCAAGGAGAUCGGAUUUGGAGGACUGAUUUUUUUCCUGGCCUUGGUAUUUUUUUUGAAUUUAAUUGUGAUCAAAAAAAACUAAUCUUCCCUUAAAACCCAAAUUAAAAAAAAACAUAGUGCACUGAAGUGGAUUUCAGUUUUUUGAAACAGGAACUGUUCAGAAAGCAUCAAGAAUUUUCUCAGGCUGGAUGCUUUCCGCCGAAACUUGGAAUGAACUAAGUGACAAAUGGCCUGGUCAGUAUUGGGACGACUGGAUGAGACAGCAAGAUAUCCGCAAAAAUCGGUCCUGCAUACGACCGGAGAUUUGCCGAACCGCUCACAAUAUGAGAUUAGCAGGAAAAGGAUCCAGCGGGUUUCCUAUCAUAAGUGAACCAAAAAAUGAUUUUUUUUUUCUUAGUGGUAUGUUCAAAAGCUACUUGUCAUCGAUUUCGGCUGCCCACACUUCAACCGAAUUCUCUUUGAUACCAGUCCAAAAGAUGGUUGCUGACCAAUACAAUAAAAACUUCGUUCAGUUGAUACAGGUACUCGAAGUUGGCUACAAUUUAAAAAAAUGAAAAUUGGUGACUCAAUUUGGAUUAUAGUCAAAUCACCGUUACAUUUUUUCCUGAUCAGCAAAACAGGAAAGAAAUUUGGAGACUCAGAAGCCCGGUAAUUUUUUAAGCGCUCACGCUUGAUGGAGUAUGAAAUUGGUCAAAUAUAUGAGUUUCAAAAAAAAAGUUACAACCUUCUCUGUCGUCCCAAAUGAUUUUCGUAAACUGCGCAAUGAUAUAAAUUUUUGAACGUUACUGAGAAUGAUUUGUUUCUUUACAGUUAUGAAUAGGUAAAUGAAAAAAAACUUUCUUGACGUUUUGAUUAUUUUUUAUCUCAUUUUUCAGAAUGCGAAAUUGGUCGACAUUGAGAAAAUAGCAACCUAUAGCUGGGAGAAAUCGUACGAAUACAGGUUAUUUUCUGUUUUUCCAGAACUUCCUCAAAAUAUUUUGUUUAUCAGAGUUCCAUUCAAUUCCGUCAGAGAGUGGCACAAGCUGGCAACACAUUUCGGCUUGAUGCCCGACAUCCGGGUUAGUUUUUGGCUUCAAUUUUGGGUGGGAUUGGUGUGAAGAUGCUUUUCUCAUCCAGAGACGAGACAUGCAAGUGUUCGCAAAAACAUGAAUUUAUGAGAGAACGCUGACGCGAAAAACCUAUUAGCGAUGCAUAGAGUAGCGAUACUACAGUUUCUCAAUCCGAUGCGUUCGUGUUUUGGCGUGGCGCCGGAAGUUUGGAUUAUUUCCGAUGGGUGGUGUUUGUUGGAGUAGAAAAUCUAUGCUGAUCAAAAUAUGUAGGAGGCAAAAAAAUUAACAGUGAGUUUUCGGGAUGAGAAAUGAGAACACAUCGGUUUUGAGAAAAAGUAAAAAUACAAUGGAAAAUGCAAAUAUUUAAAGCUUGAAUGAUUUUUUUUUUUCUCAUCCGAAGUACCUUUUUAGUUUUGCUUGUCUUGAUAGUGAGUAAAGGUCAAAUAUUUUGACAUUGAUGGAAAUUUUCAAAAUAUCUAAAAGGUUAGACAAAAAAAAAAGAAUCAAACAUUCAGCGAAAUUUUUUGGGAUUCUCCAUUUUGAUGCAAUUGAUUCUGCCUCUUCUAAUUUUGAGAAAAUGGUGUUUAGUGAAAACAUUGAACUGUUAGAUUACUUUAAAAAAAUUCCGAAAAAAAGCUUUAGGCGUUUUUCUCAAAAAAAUUACGAACGAAAAAGCAGAGAAAAAAAGGAAAAAAAUGUGUUUGAAGACGAAUCUCGGCGCGUUCCUCUUAUUUUUAUUGCACGUCGGGAAUUUUGAUGAUCGACGAUGUCAUAAAAUUGAAUAUGGCUGUCCGGUCAAAAAUAGGAGAUUUUUGAGAAUUUAAACUGUUUUUUAUUGAAAACAAACCUACGCGAUAGCAGGAAAUUAAACUCUCAAACGUUUUUUAAAACUGAUGAUUGGCAGAGAAUUUUGUUUUUUUAUUCUUUGUUCUCUGAGAUUUUCUGUUCCCAUCGUUUCCUAAGGUGACCCAGUUUGAUGACGGAUUGGACAAUGUCUGAAAGAACCAAAGUACAAAAAAAGUCUGAUGAAAUUUCGAGUUUUGUGUUCUGAACUAGAAAGAAUUGAGAGAAUUUAGUCUUAUUCAACCAUUUUCGGAUCAAAAAAAUGUAUUCUCUGAAAUAACCGGGUUUAUCAUAUGAAAGUUUUUUUAUAGCAUAAAUCAAAUUUUUCGUUCGUUUUUUUAAUUAAAAGGAUGGAAAAAAACAGAGUUUUUUUCGGGUAAUAAAAUUAAGGUAGAAAUUUCAAAAUGUAUUAUUAAUUCAUUAAUUUAUCCCACUUAUAAAUUCUCGAAGAUUUUUUUCACCUUGAAAUUUCUCACGGAGAAGCUCGAAAAGACAAAGAAAAGGCACCGAAACCAAUGAUUUUCCAGGGAGGAAUGCAACGCACAAGUUAUCACGGCGUCGUUUCUUUGAUGCAUAACGGAUGUCGGAUCUACAUAGUUCCUUUUCAAAUUUCUGAAAACGCUACUCUUUUCGACGAGUUCCACUACGACCCCAACUGGGAUAAGAAAUUCCGGUUUUUGGAGUUCGAAAAAGCUUUCUGCAAGCCUGGAAAGUAAGUUAAACUGUACAUUCCUAGUUUGAUCCAGAAAUUUAAGAUUCACUGGUACCUGUGACCCGAAAAAUCCUGAGUUGAUCGCCUGGUUCAAGAAGAAAAGCUGGCAGAAAAGGCUCGCCGAAUGGGGAGACAUGAUAGUGAACUAG
Molecule: messenger RNA, 4436 nt
Organism: Caenorhabditis auriculariae
Lineage: Eukaryota; Metazoa; Nematoda; Chromadorea; Rhabditida; Rhabditidae
Source: the annotation of a GenBank genome assembly